Racocetra persica is the source of this 308-nucleotide messenger RNA. Lineage: Eukaryota; Fungi; Glomeromycota; Glomeromycetes; Diversisporales; Gigasporaceae. The record is from the annotation of a GenBank genome assembly.
AAGAUACCGAAUUCACUCGGCAACUUCAAUCGGUUGAGGAGUAUAAUAAAACUUUAUCAGACGAAAUCAAAUUUCCUAAAUAUAAUGUCCACAAGGGAGCAGUCUACACUAGUCGACUUUUACCAACUAAGGAAAUUACUCAAUUAUUACAAAGUUCCCAAUUAAGUAACGGGUUUUCUCAAACUGAUAUAUCUCGGCCUGUGGAUGACAUUAGCAUUUCCCUAACUGAACCAAUGGAAAAUCUAAACAUUCAAGAAAAGCAAGUUCAAAAUUCCCCCCAAGCUCAAAUCCAAAUUCCACCCAAAUAA